GCGCGCGAGGAGCGUUCAUUCAACCAAACCGCGACGAUGGCCGUAACGUGCAGCAGAGAUAUUUAAAAGAAACCUAAAGACCCCAUGUAUUAUUCGGGCAUAUUAUUCGGAUUUGUGGCGUUUUCGAUGCCUAGGCGUGACAACAACGACUCGAAAUGCUUUCUUCAUUGUUUACGAACGAUUCGUGUUAAAGUAAAGGGCGAUUGAUUUAAACGGCUUUCAGUCAUACGGACGCGGAUUCCUAAGUGGCUGGAGAUAAACACAAACUAGCCAUUCCUGAAACUGCCCACAUACAUGUACAAUAACGCGAUUAGAAAGCGAAUCGUUAUCUGUUUGACCAAUUGAACUGAUCAAAGUGCAAACAAGAGAAAAGCGAGGCUUCUGUCAGAGAAGGUGAGGAAGAGGAAUCGUUUGCUGGGAUCACUAAAAUUGGCCAUUUAAUGGGCUCAGAUAACGCUUCAGAGUUAAAGGGGAAGGAGGCGAAGUCUCAAUGGAAGUUGUUUAUCGAGGAUAUCAGUGUUUUACAAUUGGUGAUUUCAUUUCUCUUUUUAGGAGUGUCCUGUCUACUGUUGAUGAUCUACUUGAUGUUCACCUCUCUGUGGCUCAUCCCCAUUCUCUACUUCUCCUGGCAGCUCUAUGAUUGGCAAACACCUGAGAGAGGUGGCAGAAGAACAAAGUUUGUGAGAAACUGGGAAGUAUGGAAACACUUCCGAGACUAUUUUCCUGUGAAGCUGGUAAAGACUGCUGAAUUGAAUCCCAGUAAGAACUAUGUUUUGGGUUGUCACCCCCAUGGCAUCAUGUGUGUGGGAGCAUUCUCAUGCUUCGGCACAGACCAUAACGGAUUUGCGGAAACCUUUCCUGGAAUACGCUCCACUCUUGCAAUCCUAGCCGGACUUUUUCGCCUUCCUCUCUUCAGAGAAUAUGUUUUGUGUGCAGGUCUGUUGCCUGUCAGUAAAGAGAGUUUGGAUUAUUUGCUGAGCCGUACUGGUGUGGGUAAUGCUGUGGUCAUCAUCAUUGGUGGGGCAGAGGAAUCACUUACCUCGUCUCCAGGAAUAAACACCGUAGUCAUGAAACACAGGAAAGGCUUUGUACGACUGGCCCUUGAACAUGGGGCUGACCUGGUUCCCGUGUACUCCUUUGGGGAGAACGAGCUGUUUCCGCAGGUGGUUCUGCCUGAGGGCAGUGUGGGUCGACGGCUGCAGGCUCUUUUUAAGCAGAUUAUGGGUUUUGCUCCAUGUCUCUUCACUGGGGGGCGCUGGCUGCUUCUGCCAUUCAGACGUCCUGUGACAACCGUGGUGGGCCAUCCCAUUACAGUGCCUCAGGUUGACAGUCCAUCUCAGGAACAGGUGGAUCAUUACCACAGUUUAUACAUGAAGGCUCUGUCUGAACUUUUCCACAGACAUAAAACCAGCUGCGGACUUGCCGACACACACGAGCUGCGCUUCAUCUAGAAAUGUUGGAAAGUUAAUGAAAACAGCUGUCUGGAAUAUAAUGUGGGACAGAUACAAGAAAAGGAAAAUGCACUUAUUUUUGUACUGAUGUCAUGUUAAUGUUUUAGCUAUUUAGUUCUCCAAAGUGAUGCUCAAAGCACAAAAUGAACCAAAUGGGGGCUGUAUAUGUGCCUUAAAAGAACUCACAAAAACACUUUAGUCAUCCAGGUUGAAAGGAUUUGCUCACCUUUAUCACAGUUCUGUUUCAAAGUUCUCCCUGCUGAAGCACUCAAAAUUUCAUCCAUGUUAGUGCUCAUUAUGAAAAGAUGAUGUAUAAAGAGUAUGGGGCGGGGGUGUGGAAUUAUUGCCAGUUCAGAAUUAUUUUAAUAUCAGAAGCAUGGAUGAUUUAUAAAUGUGUUUCGCUGUUUUUCGUCAGUGGCAUGUAUAAGAGCAAAGUCUUUAAAGUACCUCUCUAUGAAAAACGGAUCAUAAAACCAGCACAUUUUUACCA
Messenger RNA from Megalobrama amblycephala (Wuchang bream), 1941 nucleotides. RefSeq names its product monoacylglycerol O-acyltransferase 3b (gene mogat3b). NCBI's taxonomy places the organism in Eukaryota, Metazoa, Chordata, Actinopteri, Cypriniformes, Xenocyprididae. Bases 441 to 1451 code for a protein of 336 amino acids. The record is from RefSeq and is a predicted model, not a curated record. Gene Ontology annotation, molecular function: diacylglycerol O-acyltransferase activity. Gene Ontology annotation, biological process: triglyceride biosynthetic process. Gene Ontology annotation, cellular component: endoplasmic reticulum membrane. The transcript has 8 exons.